AUGUACCACGUGGUGGGCGCAAUAAAUAACGCCGGUGCCUAUGUCGUCAUCCAUUUUAAGUACGUCACCAACGUGACGGACGCUUUGGCCAAGUUAGCCGCCAUGGACAAGACAGGGUCCGAAAAGAAACACAAUGUCAUAAUUGACAUGUCACUAAACGACACUAACACCGUACUAAAAAGGCGGUUUACAGAAACACCGCAGACCAAGCUGCUGUAUAACUAUUUGAUAGCAAGAUUGUUUACAAACGAGAUCGAUUUCAAAGCAUUCCCGGCUGGAGGCAUGAACAUCACUGGCUUUCACAUGGUGGAUUAUGACACCGAUGUCACAGUAAAAAAAUAUAAUCAGGUCUACAGGAGAUGCGACCUGAAGUGCGGAUCGUUUGACAACACCUGUCCUACCUCAAACGGAGCAGCAUUUGCGGCCGACUCUCUGACAGUUUUCAUCAAAGCCAUGGACUUGUUACAUAAAAACGGUUCUUCCAACUUUCCCACCAAUAACCCGUAUCCCAAGAAUAGCGGCGGCCUAGCAUGUGCAGAGUGGCCCAAUGCCCCAAAACCAUGGAUAUACGGGGAGAAAUUGAUAGGCGCUUUGAAAAAGGUGGAGCUGGACGGAUUGACAGGAAAAAUAUUAUUUGAUGAAGACGGAUACCGAAUAAACUUCACCCUUUAUCUUUUUGGAACAACGUCACAGGAGGGUCCAGCAAAGUUGGGAACUUGGGAGUCUCAUCCGCGGCGCUUGAAUCGACCACGCCUUAAUCUUAUACACGACACCAAAUCAGUCGGACUGCUAAAUGUAGAUCCUGACAACAAAACGUACAUUGUUACGACUAUAUUGAGAGACCCUUACAUGAUGGAGAAGAUUCACCCUCGCCCAGACGGCGGUAACUGGACGGGGAAUGACAGAUACGAAGGCUUCUGCAAAGACAUCAUUGACCAGCUGAUGCGUGAUUUAAACAUGAAUUAUGAAUUACGAGUGGUGGCCGACGGUUCACACGGGAGCAAACAAAAGGGAAACGUGACCCACCCAUGGAACGGGAUGGUGUGGGAGCUGAUGACAGAGAGAGCAGAUAUGGCCAUCGGUGACUUGACCAUCAGCGCCGAGCGCGAAAAAGUCAUCGACUUCACAAAACCUUUCAUGAACCUUGGCAUAAGCAUCAUGAUCCGUAAAACACCCGGAAGUCAGUUCGAUAUUACAGAUAUGUUUAUAUUCAUGGUGCCGCUAUCCAAGGAAAUAUGGAUGUGCAUUGCUUUUGCCUACCUGGGAGUCAGCGUGGUUUUGUUCCUUGUGAGCCGGUUCAGCCCCGCAGAAUGGUUGAUCAACGAUCCCAUGGAAGAUGACGGGAAAAAGAAGACGUGUGUCAGGAAUGACUUCGGCAUUUACAACAGCUUGUGGUUCGCCUUGGCGGCCUUCAUGCAGCAAGGAUGUGAAAUUUGUCCGAGGUCAGUGUCAGGUCGCAUUGUGGGCUCAGUUUGGUGGUUCUUCACCCUGAUCGUCAUCUCCUCCUACACGGCCAAUCUAGCCGCAUUUCUCACCACGUCCAGAAUGAUCAGCCCCAUAGGGUCUGCGGAGGACCUGGCAGCACAAACCGAGAUCUCCUAUGCGACAAGUCGGGAAGGAACAAGCAGAGACUUCUUCAGGGAAUCCAAAAUCAGCACAUACGAGCGUAUGUGGGCGUACAUGAGCAGCCGGCCACACAACUUUCCCAAGAACAACGCGGAGGGGGUCAGGAGGGUCCGGGACGAGAACGACAAAUUUGCGUUUCUCAUGGAAUCUACCAGCAUUGACUAUCACAGUAACAGGGAGGACUGUACCACCACCAGAGUUGGGGAUCUGCUGAAUUCCAGAAGUUAUGGUAUCGGAAUGCCCAAAGGAUUUAGUAAAAAGAACGUGGUCACACUGCAGCUCCUAACCCUAGUGGAGUCCGCAUUCGUUGAGGAGAGGCGAAAAUACUGGUGGGAAGAGGACAGCAGUAGAAGAGGGCUUUGUAAAGACAGGCAGGAUACCAAUAAAAAGGGAGAGGACACCAGUUCGUCUCUUAGCAUUUCUAAAAUCGCCGGUAUAUUCAUCAUACUACUCUGUGGGAUGAUGAUGGGGAUAAUUAUUUCUAUUCUGGAAUUAUUUUACAAGACCAAGAUUGACGCCUUCAGAAAGCACGUAAGUAUUUAG
This is a messenger RNA of Lingula anatina, 2169 nucleotides long. Its product is annotated as glutamate receptor 2. Gene Ontology annotation, cellular component: membrane. Gene Ontology annotation, molecular function: signaling receptor activity; ligand-gated monoatomic ion channel activity. Lineage: Eukaryota; Metazoa; Brachiopoda; Lingulata; Lingulida; Lingulidae. The record is from RefSeq and is a predicted model, not a curated record. Gene Ontology annotation, biological process: monoatomic ion transport.